This is a messenger RNA of Candidula unifasciata, 1527 nucleotides long. Lineage: Eukaryota; Metazoa; Mollusca; Gastropoda; Stylommatophora; Geomitridae. The record is from the annotation of a GenBank genome assembly.
AUGUUGGCUGGAAUCUUCGCAACUCUAAGCUUACCUCCCUUGGCUUAUGUAGCUGUUGUGUUGACAUUAACUCUGAUACUAACAUUAUGGGCGCAGAGCAGUCGAAGCGAUCUCCCUCCAUGUCCUGUACGGCCAUAUCCAAUACUAGGCCACAUUCCUCACUUGAAGAACAGGCCCCGGGAAACUUUAAAAGAGUUCAGAAAAAAGGCUGGCGAUGUAUUCAGCAUAUAUACAGGCACCAAGCUGACUGUUGUAUUGUAUGGCUACGACGUUAUCAGGGACACACUGGUGAAACAGGCAGAUAUUUUCUCUGACGCACCACAAAACCAACUGAACAGUGUGUUUAAGGAUGGAGCAAAAGGAAUUAUUGGAUCUUCUGGGAAGAGCUGGAAGGAACAGCGCAGUGUUUCACUGGCAAUCCUCAGAAAUUUUGGCAUGGGCAAAACUACACUAGCAGAGAAAAUUCAGGAAGAGGUUUCUGAAUACCUCAGUGAGCUUGCUAAGUUUAAUGGCAAACCCCAAGAAGUGAGAACACUGACAAAUGUUGCUGUUUGUAAUGUUAUCUGUGCAAUCAUCGUGGGCAAGCGUUUUGAUUACCAUGAUCCCUACCUUAUCCGCUUAAUACAUAUUCUGAAUGAACAGAUAAAAUUGGUUAAAAGUGUGUCGCUUCGAUAUGCCUUUCCCUGGAUUAGAUAUUUGCCUGGUGACUUGUUCAACAUCAAGAAGCUAAUAAAGAACAAUAACGAAUUAAUGGAUCACUUUUGUUACCCAUUCAUCAAUCAGUUCUCAAAGAAACUUGAUAAUGCAGAGGAAGACGAUGAGAGUACCAUCAAUUUCAUUACUUCAUAUCUCAAAGAGCUGAAACACAAGAAAGCGAAUGGAGAGUCAACUACAAUGGAAAUUGCCCAGUUGGCAAGAGUCAUCCAAAACCUGUUUAUAGCCGGAAGCGAGACAACCAGCACUACAAUUUUAUGGUUUGUGUUGUAUAUGCUACACAAUCCAGAAAUACAGAAAAAGAUCUUCAAAGAAAUCAGUGAUGUUGUUGGUACAGAGAGAGUUGUGUCUCUACAAGACAAAUCUCAGCUCAGCUACCUUAAUGCAGCCAUCAGGGAAACACAGAGGUUGGCCAGUAUCGUUCCUUUCAAUCUGCUUCACGCAAACACUGUUGAAGUCAAAAUCAGAGGAUACACCAUUCCAGCAGGCACGACUAUUAUACCAAACUUGGACUCCAUCUUACAUGAUGAAAAAAUAUGGGGUGACCCAAUGAACUUCCGACCAGAGCGAUUUUUGGACAGUACAGGGAAGCUUGUCAACCGGGAAGAAUUUGUGCCUUUCUCACUUGGUCGACGUGUGUGCUUGGGUGAGUCACUGGCUAAAAUGGAACUGUUCCUAUUUCUGUCUGCUUUGGUCCAAAGAUUUGAGUUUCUGCCAGCCACACCAAAAAGCCUGCCUCCACUGACAUGUGCAUUUGGAAUUACAUGCCCACCAGAAGCUUAUGAGGUCAGAUUCGUCGAAAGGAAAAAAUAA